Arvicanthis niloticus (Nile rat) is the source of this 3441-nucleotide messenger RNA. It is a transcript of the gene Nipa2, whose product is annotated as NIPA magnesium transporter 2. Gene Ontology annotation, cellular component: membrane. Gene Ontology annotation, biological process: magnesium ion transport. Gene Ontology annotation, molecular function: magnesium ion transmembrane transporter activity. Lineage: Eukaryota; Metazoa; Chordata; Mammalia; Rodentia; Muridae. The record is from RefSeq and is a predicted model, not a curated record.
UCUCGGCAGGUUCUUGGCGGCUCCUCUGGUGCUGGCCGCGGUGCGGCCGAAGGCUGUCCGAGGUAGGCUCCUCUCGGCUCUCCCAUGGAGAAGGCGGCGCUCACUGCAGUCCCGGAUGCACGAACUUCCCGCGGGACGUCGCCGGAGUCGGUGGCUGUGUGCGCGCAGGAGCGAGCUGCCUGCGUGGGGGUCUGAGCGGGCACCGGGGUCGCGUCCCGGAGGGACCCGCGUCGCUCGCCGGCCUGCGACGGCCCUAAGGUAGCUACUUCCUGUAAGCAAACACUAGGGCCGAGGUGCGGGCUGUCUCAGACGCCUGAGGUCGGAGAAGGGCCCCAGGGGCGACUUUUUUUUUUUUUCAUGUGUUCUGAGGACGACGCAGCUUCCCUUGUGAUCCGCAGUGAGGAAGUCCAUGGUGAGUCGGAUUGAUUGCCAUUCAAUCCGGCGGAAGUCUGGCUGGUUGGCCCUGGCCGGUCGCGUACUCGAUAAGUUCUGGUGGAACUACUCUGCCGUGGUUAAAUACUUUAAAUGGGAAUAAAGGAUAGCAUUUCCAAGAAAAUGAGAAUGAAUAAAUCAUCUCUGUUUUUUAAAAGAAAGACCAUAUUAAGCAUACAUGUUUGAGGACUGCAUCAUCCUGUCUCCAGUACAAGUAGUUUCUCUGUUUGGUGAUCAAUGUCACUCACAGGAACUUAAGUAACUAACGAAAUGAGCCUGGGGCGUGGAAAAUAUGACUUUUAUAUUGGUCUGGGAUUGGCUAUGACCUCCAGCAUUUUCAUUGGAGGGAGUUUCAUUUUGAAAAAAAAAGGCCUUCUGCGACUUGCCAGAAAAGGCUCCAUGAGAGCAGGUCAAGGAGGCCAUGCAUAUCUUAAGGAAUGGUUGUGGUGGGCUGGACUGCUAUCAAUGGGAGCUGGUGAAGUGGCCAAUUUUGCUGCAUAUGCAUUUGCUCCGGCCACACUAGUAACUCCACUAGGUGCGCUCAGUGUCCUCGUAAGUGCCAUUCUGUCUUCAUACUUCCUAAAUGAAAGACUUAAUCUUCAUGGGAAAAUUGGGUGUCUGCUAAGUAUUCUAGGGUCUACAGUUAUGGUCAUUCAUGCUCCAAAGGAAGAAGAGAUUGAGACCUUAAAUGAAAUGUCUCAUAAGUUAGGUGAUCCAGGUUUUGUGGUCUUUGCAACAUUUGUGGUCAUUGUGGCCUUGAUAUUCAUCUUUGUGGUGGGACCUCGACACGGACAGACAAACAUUCUUGUGUAUAUAACAAUCUGCUCUGUGAUUGGAGCAUUUUCAGUCUCCUGUGUGAAGGGUUUGGGUAUCACCAUAAAAGAGUUAUUGGCUGGAAAGCCUGUCCUGCAGCACCCCCUCGCCUGGAUUCUGCUGCUUAGUCUUGUGGUCUGUGUGAGCACACAGAUUAAUUACCUAAACCGCGCUUUGGACAUCUUCAACACUUCCAUUGUGACUCCAAUAUACUAUGUGUUCUUCACAACUUCAGUUUUGACUUGUUCAGCUAUUCUUUUUAAAGAAUGGCAAGAUAUGCCUGUUGAUGAUGUCAUUGGGACUUUGAGUGGCUUCUUCACAAUCAUUGUGGGGAUAUUUUUGUUGCAUGCCUUUAAAGAUGUCAGUUUUAGUUUAGCAAGUCUGCCAGUAUCUUUUCGAAAAGAUGAAAAGGCAAUGAAUGGCAAUCUUUCUAAUAUGUAUGAAGUUCUUAAUAAUAAUGAAGAAGACUUACCCUGUGGAAUCGAACACACUGGUGAAAAUAUCUCCCGUAGAAAUGGAAAUCUGACAUCUUUUUAAGGAUAUGUUUGAAAAGUUAAACCUAUAAUUCUGUUAUAAAGUGAUUUUUGAGUAUCAGAAUGUAUCUGAAAAAAAUUAUCCUCAAAUAAUGUCCUCUAAAGACAAUCUUUUUUUAAGUUUUCACUAAUUUGGAUCAAGAAAUUACUUUUCUUAUAUUUAAACAAUGGUAGCUCACUAAUAUGACCUCAGUACAUGGCUAAUUUCUAAUAACAUUGUAUUAUUGUAAAGAUAUUUUACAUUUUUAUUCAUUCUCCAGAAAUCUAAAUGCACUAAUGACAAUUUUAAGCAUAUAAAAAUGUUUCAUUUUUUCCCAUUGGUGAUGAACAUUAAAAUGUACAUUUGCGAUCCCCAAUUCAUCGAUACCUCAUCAUACUAAGGCUUUUUGAUUAUGAAGAUAUGUGUGUGUGAUUCCAAGAAAAUAAUUCUCAGGUGGUGAUUUGUCACCCAAACAUCUGGUUUCCCACACACAUCUGCUGGCCACCUUUUAGAAAAACCCCACUGUGCUAUCAGUCAGUACUUGUUGUUUCCAUAGUGACUGGAUCUCUGUCAUCUUAUGUGAGCUCUUGGACCUUUCAGUGUGUGUUCAGAAUGGAUUAGAUUGUCAUUCAGCCCUUAACUCUGGGAUGUCAACAGAAACUCUUGUGGCUUCUUAAAUUUAGAAACUCAUCUUGCAUAAAAUGACAAAUUGGAACAAAGUCCUUAUUCUGAUUGUAAAUGCUUAGAUUUAAAAUGUUUUACAUAGGUCUCUUUGAACCAAGUGGUUUAUUUUGCUUCAGAGUUUGUAUUUUGGUUGUCUUUUUUAGAAACUGAAAAAAUGUUUAUAGAAAAAUGCAAACAGGUACAAAAAGGUUAGGCCAGUGUAAGGAACAUUCUCCAGCUUCAGACCUGCCCAUUUCAAAGUCAUGUAUUAGCUUCAAAAAUCACCCCCCUCCAUCCUACCCCUCACUGAUAGGAAGAACUAAGGUUUGGGUCUAUGCCUGUUACCUGUUCCUGCCCAUGGUUGUAGAGUGGCUUAGUACUGGUUUUGUGAAAAUUUUUUUUUUUUUUUGUUUUGGAGUGGGGUUAGCUUUGUUCUAUUAAUUGGCACUCUUAAGGACUCUGCCUGCCUCCCUCUGUGUAAGUCCUUUUUGGGCCAUACUCAGUGUCAUUCACAGGAUCUUGUAUAUUCUACAUAAAUGUUCUAAAAUUGAGCUACAUUUACAGUCUUCUUAUAUAACUUAAAUGCCAGAGAGAAUAGGUUUCCCCCUCACCCUCACAGAUAUAAUUUAUGUCUGUUUUAAGUACUGUAUCUAUGUCUUAUUUUGCACAUAAAAAAAAAAAAAAAAGCCAAUGUUCAUUCCCUUGGGGGUGAAAAGUUUCCACAUUGAGAAUGUGUGUUGUAUGUACACUUUUAUACGUACAUAAUCUUGUACGCAAGCAUUUUAUUUGGCCUAUCACUUGGUAAUAUAGUUGUUAACUUUUAAAAUCUACACUUCAUAGGGUCAGUACAGACGCCAUUAUGACUAUUCAUAUCAACAAAAAUAUUUUAGGUAACUUUUUGAUAAAUAGGCUUGUUUAAAAUGUAACUCAGGUUUACAGUACAGCUGAAUAGUACCUGUGUUUUAUUUUCUGUGUAAAAUAAAGCUCGACGCUUUUGGACUUUGGUGUUUUCCAGCCCAA